AAAAACCGCCCGAUCGCACAGGAUUUAAAAAAAUCGUGGCAAGUCAUGUAUCCCUUCCAUCACUUAAUUCAAUUGAGUCAAAAUUCUCAAACACACCCAAAUUCCAAACCCUAGAAAGUCCCAUUUCCAUUUUCCAGAAUUUCCCUAAGUAUGUAAAAUCUGAACCACGAAAAUGGAGUCCCCAUCUUCAUCUUCAUCUUCUUCUUCUUCUACUCGUAGUGAGCAGUACAGGAACUGGCUGGAACUUCCGAGGGACGUGACGGCGUCGAUUCUGCAGAGACUGGGAGCAAUCGAGAUCCUGGAGAGCGCGCAGAAGGUGUGCAUGCAUUGGCGCAAUCUCUGCAAAGACCCCUCCAUGUGGCGCGCCAUCGACAUGCGCAAUCACGAGUACUGGGACCUCGAUCACCUCGAGAAGAUGUGCCGCCACGCCAUCGAUCGCAGCUCCGGUCAGUUGCGUGAUAUCAGCAUCGAGUACUUCGGCACUGAUGAUCUCCUCAAACACAUCACCCACAGUUCAAGUCAGCUUAGACGCCUUCGUCUUGUUUCUUGCUAUCACAUUAUGGAUGAGGGAUUGAAUGAAGCAGCUGCAAAACUUCCAUUAUUGGAGGAGCUGGAGAUUACAAUUUGUUUAUUUUCAAAAGAACCUCUGAUGGCUUUGGGGCGCUGUUGUCCUCUUUUGAAAUCAUUCAAAUUGAACCGGCAGGGGAUUAGAAGCGUUCACAUAGAGUGCGAUGAGGAGGCAGUUGCUGUUGCAGAGAGCAUGCCUGAAUUGCGCCACCUCCAGCUUUUUGGAAAUCAGCUGACAAAUGAUGGCUUGAAUGCCAUACUUAAUGGUUGUCCUCACCUUGAAUCACUUGACCUAAGGCGAUGUUUCAAUGUCAAUCUAUCUGGGGAUUUGGGAAAAAGAUGUGCUGAACGGAUUAAAAGCUUGCGGCGUCCCGAUGAUCCCACUGAUGACUAUGAAUUUGCUGCUGAAAUUGAUGAUGGUGGAUCUUUUGAUGAAGACGACCCAUCUGGUAUGUCGGACAUAGAUUACGUCUCUCUCUCUGAGGGUUAUGGGCAUUAUGAAUUCUCAGGGGAAAGCGAUUUAUCCUAUGAUGAUUUCUCUGACUAUGAUUUUUAUGACUUCGGAGAUUACUAUUUUGGCUAAGUCCUUUUGGUCCUUUUGUAAAGUGCGUCUAAAAAAAAUGACUUGUGUGCUCCUGUAUUUGUGUAUUUGUCUACCGAUAUUUUUUAUAGUUAAUAAUCUAAUUAAUAUAUCCUACCCAUGCAAAUGCCGUCCA
Messenger RNA from Quercus lobata, 1283 nucleotides. RefSeq names its product F-box protein SKIP19-like. Lineage: Eukaryota; Viridiplantae; Streptophyta; Magnoliopsida; Fagales; Fagaceae. The record is from RefSeq and is a predicted model, not a curated record. The transcript has 2 exons. The coding region runs from base 173 to 1150 and encodes 325 amino acids. Gene Ontology annotation, molecular function: protein binding.